AAAAAAACGACAAAUAAAAGAAAUUUUUUCAAAUAUAAAUAUAAAACAAAUAAAAGUUAAAUAAAUUAAAUCAAAUUAACCUUUCCAUUGAAAUAUUCUGUGUGUGUGUAGAUUUGUAAAAAUAAAUUGCAUGUGGUCGUCAUCGUCGUCUUUUAUAAAUCACACUCUUUUGCUGAGCAACGAAUGUAUGUAUUCAUUCGUAACUGAUGUCGAGUUUUUUUAAUCACAAUUUACAGUGAUGAUCUAAAUGUAUAACACUCAACUAAAGUUGCAGCGGAGAGAAGGAGGUUUUUCUCAAUAUUUCUUAUUAUUUUAAGCUGCAACUAAAAACGGAGACCAAUUAAUUAGAAUUGAGUUAAACAAGUAAUGAAUGAGAAAAUAAAAUCACCCUCAGGGCAGGGUGGUGCUGGAUCCGGUGCGGGUUCAGCAGCAGGCGGCACAACAACAGCUACAACGGCCAAUAGUGCAGGAGGAGGAGGAUCGGGAGCGGGAACGGGUGGUGGAGGUGGUGGUGGUAAUAAUAGCGGUGCGACGGGUGGCAAUUUACCAGGAGCUCCCAACACAUCAGCAGCCGGGGGACCAGGUAUAGGUGCUCCACCAACACCAAAUAAUGGCAGUGAUACAACGGCACAAAUGCCAACACAUCCUUAUGGACCACCCGGUGGUGGUUCUGCAGGUGAUUCAGUAAUGUCACACUAUCACAUGCAUCAACAGCCACCACAUCCACAACAUAUGCCACCACAUCAACAGCCAGGCGGCCCAGGAGUACCACCACCACCGCCCUCUGGUGAACAUCCCGGUAAAGAGGGUAUUGAUUAUGGUCAAAGUCCCUUGGGUGGUCCACCACCACCACUACCCGGUGGCCAUCAUCCUAUGUAUGGACGUUAUCAUCAUACAGAUCCCAGCAUGGAUCCUUAUCGUUAUGGCCACUCGCCUAUGCAACAACCACCACCAGGUGGUAAACCACAACAAUCUGCACCUGGUGGUGGUCCCGGCGGUAUUGGCUCACCGAGUCGUCCACCACCCCAAAGGUAUAUACCCGGUCAACCGCCACAAGGUCCCACACCGACCCUAAAUUCAUUGUUGCAAUCAUCGCAUCCACCACCUCCUCCCCAACAUAGGUAUACGAAUAGUUAUGAUCCCCAGCAACCGCCGCCACCACCACAACAACAGCCGCCACCUCAACAAUCACAAGCACCUACACAGCCGGGUGCUGGAGGACCACAGCCUCCAGGCGGUCCAACACAAAGUGGUCCACCAGGACCACCUCAACAUGGUGGACCACCACCGCCACAUCAGUCGCCGUAUGGUGGUCAACAGAGUGGUUGGGCACCACCACCCAGACCUUAUAGUCCACAGUUGGGACCUUCACAGCAGUAUAGAACACCACCACCGACAAAUACUUCCAGAGGUCAAUCCCCCUAUCCGCCAUCACAAGGUCAAAACUCAGGUUCCUAUCCAAGUUCGCCCCAGCAACCACAGCCAGGGCAACAACAACAGCAGCAGCAACAACAACAGCAGCAACAAAGUAGUAGUGGUAGUGGUGGCGGUAGUGGAGGUGGUCCACCACCGCCGCCACAAUCUUCAAAUCAAGGCACAACACCAUCUCAAUAUUCACCGUAUCCACAAAGAUAUCCCACACCGCCUGGUCCAGCGACAGGGCCAAAUCAUCGAACUGCCUAUACGACGCAUCAGGUAAGACAAUUUUUUUUUUGGAAUUUUCGAAAUUUUAUAUAUUUUUAACUGGACCAGAAACUGAACUAGAACUGAAC
This is a messenger RNA of Lucilia cuprina (Australian sheep blowfly), 1772 nucleotides long. RefSeq names its product trithorax group protein osa-like. The transcript has 3 exons. The record is from RefSeq and is a predicted model, not a curated record. Lineage: Eukaryota; Metazoa; Arthropoda; Insecta; Diptera; Calliphoridae. The coding region runs from base 367 to 1743 and encodes 458 amino acids.